UUCCGCUAUGCGUCCCCGCGUCACGAGCGCCGAGCUCCAUGGCCUCCCCGUCUAACCCGUCCUAACCUGCAAAUCGCUCAAGUGACUCCCGCCAGUGAUUUCCGGAUCCGCGAUUUCUGCGCCCACGCCCGGGUCUCGAGUCACACCCAGAUGUCCAAGACACGCGUGUUCGCGAGUGAGAGUGGUGAGUGCUCCGCGGCGAGGAUACGCUCCUAGGGGCAGGACUCCCUUCGCCUUCGCUCCAGUUCACGUUUUUGUCGGGUUUUUGGUUUUCGAGCCGAGACAAUGAUCAGGACGACUCCAGUUCGAGGAUAAUCAGUGGUGCGGAGUCGGUGUGGAUCUUGAUUUUGACCCCGUUGGUCGGGCUCGUGCGUUGCCCCCCUUGGGGUUUGGACCCCUGAGUGUUCGUGUCCGGUGGUGUCUGUCGUCUUGAGAAAGCGCGUCUUCGAUGGGAAUAGCCCGACAACCUCCCAGGACUUAUCACCGUCAAUGAUGGUACCAAUCCAAAAUGUCGUAACGGCAACGGAACAAUGCUGGGCGUGGUUAGAAUGGAGCGGUUUGUGGUUCUGGCGAUGGUCGCUGUGGUAGCUGGAAAUCCAGAGGCGAAACGCCUUUACAACGACUUGCUCAGCAAUUACAACCGACUCAUUCGACCCGUCGGAAACAAUACGGAUAGACUGACCGUCAAGAUGGGGCUCAAACUUUCACAACUCAUAGAUGUGAAUUUGAAGAGUCAAAUCAUGACGACAAACAUGUGGGUCGAGCAGGAAUGGAAUGAUUACAAGCUGAAAUGGAACCCGGAGGAAUACGGUGGGGUGGAUACGCUGCAUGUACCAUCCGAGCAUAUCUGGUUACCGGAUAUCGUCCUUUACAACAACGCCGACGGGAACUACGAGGUAACGAUAAUGACGAAAGCCAUCAUCCAUCAUACGGGCAAAGUUGUGUGGAAACCACCUGCCACCUACAAAUCUUUUUGUGAAAUUGACGUAGAAUACUUUCCUUUCGAUCAGCAAACCUGUUUUAUGAAAUUCGGCUCUUGGUCAUACGAUGGUUACACGGUGGAUCUGCGGCACAUUUCGCAGACGCCGGACUCGACGGAGAUCGAGAUGGGGAUCGACCUGCAGGACUACUACCUCUCGGUGGAGUGGGACGUCAUGCGGGUGCCGGCGACGCGGAACGAGAAGUUCUACUCCUGCUGCGAGGAGCCCUACCAGGACAUCAUGUUCAACAUCACCCUGAGGAGGAAGACCCUCUUCUACACGGUGAACCUCAUCAUCCCGUGCAUCGGCCUUUCCUUCCUCUCCGUCCUCGUCUUCUACCUGCCCUCCGACUCCGGCGAAAAGGUCUCCCUCUGCAUCUCCAUCCUCCUCUCCCUCACCGUCUUCUUCCUCCUCCUCGCCGAGAUCAUCCCUCCCACCUCCCUCACCGUCCCUCUCCUAGGCAAAUAUCUCCUCUUUACCAUGGUCCUCGUCACUCUCUCCGUCGUCGUGACUAUCAUCGUUCUCAAUGUUAAUUUUAGGUCGCCGGUGACGCACAAGAUGACGCCUUUCUGGUACAAGGUGUUCAUCCAGGUGCUGCCGAAGGUGCUGAUGAUCGAGCGGCCGAACAAGGACGACUCGAUCGACGACGACAAGCCGGAGGGCGUCCUGACAGGGGUGUUCGACGCGGACCUCGGCGCCGACAAGUACCUCGCCUACGGUGGCCCCGAGGAGUACAGCCCCGAGUACGACAUCCCGGAGCCCCCGCCGUCGCGCUACGAGCCCAACUCCGCCCCGGCCCCUGUGGUGGUGCCACUGCCGCUGCCGUGCUUCGAGGAGCCGCCGCCGCCGUCGCCGCUGCCCGGGCCGGAGGACGACCUCUUCAGCGCCCCUGGCGGAGGGUGCGGGAACGCGCUCUGCCCCCGGCUGGCAGGACGCAGCCCCGUCUUCGAGCGCCCGCUCCGCGAGAUCGAGAAGACCAUCGAGGACGCCAAGUUUAUUGCUCAACAUGUAAAAAAUAAAGAUAAAUUUGAAAAUGUGAUAGAAGACUGGAAAUACGUAGCUAUGGUUAUAGACAGAUUAUUUUUAUGGCUAUUCCUUUUCGCUUGUGUCAUCGGAACGUGUCUUAUCAUUUUGCAAGCUCCCUCGCUCUACGACACAACGAAGCCCAUCGACAUUGUGCAUUCCAAAGUUGCCAAGAAAAAACUGCGCAUGAUGAUGAUGGGCCCCGAGGAGGAUUAGUGAAUUCCAUUUCAGUUCCUUUUUUAUUUUUGUUAUACUCGCGCCAAAAAAGACUUAGCUAAACAGCAUCAACGCGGUAACCGCAGGUUUAUUUGAUUUAUUUUGGUUUCAUCUUUAUCUUUAGUGUUAUCAAAGGUUUGUUGUUCUCAAACGUCGAAGGAAUAUUGUAUUAACAAAAUUUCUGAUAGUUUUUCUGGGUAGGCAGUAACUUAGUGCCAAGCAUUUUUUUGAGGAUAUUUGACAGAUUUUGAGGCAAUACAAAUAUAUUAAUAAUGCAGACUUUGAGGUAACAUCGGGAAAAACCCUACUGUCACCUCAAAGUCCAUGAACGAAAUUGUUUAAGGAGCUCGGACUCUGCAGACAGUCCUGUAAAAUUUCCUCAAUUUUGUUUUCCACAUUUCCUUCAUUUAUCCCGCAUGCAACACGCAAAGUCGUUGAAGGAAUGGUGACAAGGUUUCGUAUAUGAGAGCGUCGAAUCUACGAAGUAGCAGUGACUGCGAUAAGUUGUGAGUUAAUCUGGGAAUGUAUCGCGACUUUAUCUACGUCGAUUUAUUGCAAUAUUAUCGAAUGAAAAAUUGCAAUACGUUGCAUUUCCAUAGCAUACAUUUGCAAUGGAAUCGCGAUUUUAUCGACGGCGAUUAAUCACAGUACUAUACAACAAAAAAUCGUGAUGAAUUGAUAUGAAAUUUCGAUUUUAUCGAAUGCAAUUUUAAAGACAUGACAUCGUGACAAGAUUGAAGAUAAUCGCCCAGAUAUUGAUAGCCCUGAUGGCAAUUUUAUCGCCAAAAAAUCGUAAAAAAUCGCGACUUGAUUUCAAUGUAUCGCGAUUUUUCCGUUGCAAAUGCUAUUUUGGAGCUAAUGGCAUCAUUCGAAGGACCGAAUUUGUGGUUGUCCUUUGAACGGCAUGUUAUUAAGCUGUGAUGUUGUUUUGUUAAGUCUUCCAUGAGUGCUAUUAUGCGAGUAUUGUAAUUUGCGGGAACCACGUGCCGCCCAAUAAUUCCUCUUUGGCCAAAAUAUAGCCGAAGUGAAAAGCACAAUCUUUGUGUUCGGUCACGGCUGGUUCCAGCGUUUUACAUUCACACACACCGUAUGCGCAGUGGCAAUCAAUAAAAGUUGGUAACAUUGAAUUUCAUUCACUUAAAUCUACAUUAUAAAAAAUCGAUAUGAAUCGUAGUGGCAGUCCUAGCCGUGGAUCAAGUACUUAUCAUUAGUUCAAAUUAAAAUAAAGCUGCGUUACCAACUUGCCAGAAAUCGCCACCGCGUAUUUAGUUCAUGCUACGAGCGCAGACUGUGUGUGCGUGAGUAAAGCGUUUCCCAUACGUAAAUAAUUAAAAUGAUUCGAUUGAUUAGUGUAUAAAUGUAUGGAUUUAUGUUUUUACCAUUUGAAAAUAUCUGAUCAAACUGCCGGUCAAAUUUUUGUCGUCCGGUCUAUCCGACGGAAGUUAAAUUAUUUAAAUUGAAAAGUUUUAUCGUCAAUGCUUCCAUCGACUAAGGUUGUUUUAUGGGAUGCCUAGUUGUUUUUUGUCGUUGUUGUUGUUUUCCUCUUACUUUUUUUAAAAAUACAAAUUUAUGAAAUUAGCAUGACCACUGUCAUGUGUACAUUCAAAAGCAUGACAAAUCUUACAGUGCACAUGUGCAUGAGAGUCUUGUCGAUUUCUUGGAUGGUUUAAAUUAUCCGACAUGUUUCCUCUAAUCUAUUUCACACAAUUUCUAAAUGACACAUGAAGAAAUCGUUUAAGAAAAAAAGGAGUCAUUUUUGAUCUUUUACAUUCUCACCCCUUGAGUAUUGUUCCUAGUAAUGCCUCAAGCACCAGUAAAACUGCGUCAAGAAGCAUUCUUCAGAUUAUCUCUGAGUAAAAUUCCGAGGAAUUAAUCUCUUUUGUCAAUACAUUUUAAUUUUUUUUAUAUUUUUAUCGAAUUGUACAAAGUUACCGCUAAAUAAUGUGAAAUGCGGGUGCAAUUGGCAACGUUCUCUCUCGCCUGUAAACUCGUUACAUGACAUGACGCUCCUUAACUUUACGCAGUAGCGAUCUCCGGAAGUUGGCACCGCUGGGUUCAGUCCAUCAUGAACUACUCGAGCAGUCCGACUACAACAUAGAGUACAUAGAGUCGUAAUGUGAGAGGGAGUGCUGGGACCACCAAAGCUUUCCAGCUCCCGAAUUCCGAGACUUUUGUAUCACGCCGGGUUUUUUUGUCGAUACAUAAUCGAUUGUUAUUGCGAUGUACGGGACCCGGCCAUACAAUAUACACAAAGAGGAUAGGAAUCACCACGUAUUCUACAUCGCCAUUUUGGAUCGAAAAAGUUACCGAAGCUCGGCGCACACCGGGCUCGGAACCCGUCGUCCAGGACAUGGUCUCAACUCUCCCAUUCACAUUACGACUCUAUGUACUCUAUGCUGUACAGUACAAUCGUGGGCUUAAUAAUAGUGGCUCGUUGCCGACUGUUCAGUCUGGGCGCGUGAGCAAACUGUCAGGCUGUACAGCUAGACUGCUCGUGGAAUAGCAACUUAGAUAUUUGUAAAAUAGUCCAUAUAUCUAUGUCAUAUAGAAUCUAUCAAAAACAUAGGAGGAAAAACGGGAAACAAGGCAAAAAAUUACACAAAAAAA
Bemisia tabaci is the source of this 4826-nucleotide messenger RNA. RefSeq names its product nicotinic acetylcholine receptor alpha1 (gene nAChRalpha1). Gene Ontology annotation, molecular function: acetylcholine-gated monoatomic cation-selective channel activity; transmembrane signaling receptor activity. Gene Ontology annotation, cellular component: postsynaptic membrane. Gene Ontology annotation, biological process: monoatomic ion transmembrane transport. Lineage: Eukaryota; Metazoa; Arthropoda; Insecta; Hemiptera; Aleyrodidae. The record is from RefSeq and is a predicted model, not a curated record.